GAGCCGCCUGGACCUGCCGCGAUGGGAGCGCCGUGGGCUUUGGCGGGGAUGGCGCUUGGCAGCCUGCUUGCCGCAACCCUCGUCUUAGCCGAUGAGGACUGCAAGUGGUACAUGGACAAAGAUGGCUCUUGGCACCCUGGUUUUGACUGCAAUUUCCCCUCCUUCUGCUGUGGUGACUGUUACCAUCGCUACUGUUGCUUUGACUUUCAGAAGUUCCUGACUGAACGGCAGCAAAAGCACUGCAUGGCAUUUGGCCCUAGAACAAUUGCUGGCAUUGCAUCAGGCGUGAUACUCUUUGUGGCCAUUGUUGCCACCAUUGUGUGCUGCUUCCUGUGCUCCUGUUGCUACCUGUACCAGCGACGGCAUCGUAUUCGGACACUGGAUCAAGGUCAGGAAAUCCCACUGUCUGGCUACCCUGCUCAGCCUCCAGGUCCUUAUCCUGUGGAUCCCAAAGCAGGACCAGAGGCAGUUCACCCUAGAUAUACCCCUGUGGUCCCCUAUCCCCCUACAGUUCCAGCUGCACAAUAUCCUUUGUACCCGCCUGGACCACCAUAUUACAACCCUACAGCUCCUCCACCCUACCUGCCACCACAGCCAGUGCAGCCCAGCACUUGAAGAGGACCUUGCAGAGACUGUACAAUGAAAUUCUUUUUCUCUGGGCCUGGCAGCUCCAUUCCACAGAACUUGUAUGGAUGUCUUGCUGCACUGGAACGUCAGGCCAAGCUUCCGUAUUUGCCAGUUUCCUUACUAAUUGCUCUUUGCUCUCCAUGAUAGGAAGCAUUAUGACUCCACUGCUUUGGCCUCCAGCUUCCCACUUUUUCCUGCCUGUGUUACUGAGGGAAACGCCUAGACUGCCUCAUUUCCCAUCUGGGUUCAGGAAAGGGCUCCUGCAAAAGCAAGCACAUGAGGCCGGAGAAAAUAAGAUGAACAGAACCUGGGACAGACACCACUCCUGUGCAGCAGUGGCAGACGAGGAGGCAUUUGUCUCAAGGUGGCAACAGGAAGCAAAGUGGAACCGCCUUUUCACACAGGGAUUUUGGCUUACCCUGCUCCCUGACCAAGCAGAAGGAUCAGUCAUGCCCUUGUUCAUAGUCCCUAGGUGAAGUUUUAUGUCCUAACAAAGCCCUGACUCCUUGGAAAGAUAAAUACGGGAGAGCCCAAAUACCCCAUGAGAAUGGGCACUUGGUGCUGUUUUAUACAAAUAAAUUAUGUAGGUGCCAGCCUGGAGGAGAAACUAGCUGAGAGACCAACACAGCCUGCUUUGAUUUAUCCAAAGGAAACUAUACGCACAAUUACUGCACUGGAAAGGGUUAGAUGGACUGAAAACAAUACCUUUAUAACAGACAGGAUGAGGGCUUGUGAGGAGUAAACAAGUAGUUUUGUCUGUUGUUUAGCACAGGCUUUGAAGCUUUUGUAGCAUCUGCGGAUUUUGAGGCCGAUUCUCUGUUCCACACUUCAUUUGCAAGUUUGCGGACACAUUUCCUGUGCCCUGUCUGGGAAAAGUAAUUUUCCCCACAGCACCAAAAUGCACUUUUGAAUUUCCCUUGUGCUGUAUGAAUGUUGCAGAGAAGCAAUAGAAAGGAAAGCUAUUUUUCAAUUGUGCAUUCUACCCAGUAGAUUUACAUUCAUAUUAUAGAUCAAUCUAGGCAAGAAAAUAACCCUCAUGUGCAAAAAUGCUUGUUGUUCUUGUAUUAUAGUUCCAGAGAUAAGUACCACCUGCUCUGUAGAACCAUAUAAAGUUUGGCCACCUGCAGUGAUACAUUGCCACGAGAGUCUGUGGAGUUAUGAAAUCUUGGCCCAUGAUGGGUCUAACUCAUUUAUACACGUUAAUUAAGUUUAAAGUGAUGACAUUACUCUUUCCCUACCAGUAAGGUGAAAAAGAAAACUAGGCUAGAACUUGUCCUGCAAAGAUAGAGGGAAGUCCUUCUAGUUUAAAAUUAGCUCAUGGGGGAGGGGGGGCUGCCAUGCCCCCAAGUGGAAAUUUAGCAAUUAGGAAAUGUUAAUUCACACACACACACACAAAUGCCUCAAUGGUCCUGCUGUCCAUUUCCAAUUUGACAUUUUCUCCAGCCUCAAGUGCUGUUGGUUUUCUUUUUGCUGCAAAUCCCUCCUGAGCAUGGUCUUCCAGCAUUUGGGUAUA
Molecule: messenger RNA, 2140 nt
Organism: Varanus komodoensis (Komodo dragon)
Lineage: Eukaryota; Metazoa; Chordata; Lepidosauria; Squamata; Varanidae
Gene: SHISA4
Product: shisa family member 4
Exons: 5
Coding region: 22-615 (197 amino acids)
Source: RefSeq, a predicted model, not a curated record